CCUGCAUUACGAAAAUCCCCUCCUUCCUUCUUGCCCUUGGGAGCAACUGAUCGUUGAAUAACGAUGGACAGUGAUAGUAUCUUACUUCCCUCUGCUGUCAGUAUUACUGUUUCUCGCGAUUCGCAUCGCAUCUCGAAGGUUGCUUGUGGUUUUAUCACCUUUGAAGCUUCUACGACAAGUUCCUCCAAGACAAUAACCUUAUCGUGGCCGAAACGAGCGAUGAAAUAUAUAGAGAGUUUCCCUUCCCGGGUCAAGCACAAACUGCUCAGCCGGAUACUGCCCAUUCUACCUUUUCAUCUGCGUCGUCCAGUUUCGACUCUGACACAAGUCCAAGGCCGGGACGCCAGCACACCCUGCUUUCAACGCGUAACGCUGUUUAGUAUGAGUUUGGACUGA
Messenger RNA from Laccaria bicolor S238N-H82, 396 nucleotides. RefSeq lists its product as uncharacterized. The transcript has a single exon. Lineage: Eukaryota; Fungi; Basidiomycota; Agaricomycetes; Agaricales; Hydnangiaceae. The coding region runs from base 64 to 396 and encodes 110 amino acids. The record is from RefSeq and is a predicted model, not a curated record.